UCCUUGCACUGUGUUGACUAGAUUCUUGCAUAUCAGCGGUGUCUCAAACAUUAAGGGACGCAGUUCAAUCGGUACGCGAUCUCGCGGAUCGACAAUCACUUCUUCCAGCCGAAAAGUGUAUAAAUACAACUUCUAUUCGGGAUCGGCAUACUUAAUUGUGCGCAGACUUUCGUCCGAGCAAGAUGGGUACACUACCGUCAUUGCCAUUCCUUUGUUUGCUUCUGAGUGUGACAGCUACAUUUCUUCCCAAGACGGAAGCUCAAAACACCGGUAAACCGGCACGUAUAGUAUGCUACUUCAGCAAUUGGGCAAUCUACCGACCGGACGUAGGACGCUAUACGAUCGACGAUAUCCCUGGCGAGAUGUGCACACAUAUUAUUUAUUCCUUCAUCGGGGUCGACGACAGUAAUUACAAGGUUUUAGUAAUUGACCCGGAAGUGGAUUUGGAGCAGAAUGGCUUCAGAAAUUUCACAAAUUUAAAAGAAAAAUAUCCCAACGCAAAAAUGAUGAUCGCCGUUGGAGGUUGGGCUGAAGGAGGCAAAAAAUAUUCGCAGAUGGUUGCUGUAAAAGAGCGUCGAGCAUCGUUUAUUGCCAGCGUGGUUCAAUUCAUGAAAGUUUACAAUUUUGAUGGAUUCGAUUUGGAUUGGGAAUAUCCUGGGGCUGCCGAUCGUGGUGGAAGCUUCGGUGAUAAAGACAAGUUUUUCUAUUUUGUGGAAGAGCUACGGAGAGCCUUCGAUAAAGAGGCUAAAGAUUGGGAAAUUACAAUGGCCGUGCCCGUGGCUAAUUUCAGGUUGCAGGAAGGAUAUCAUAUUCCAGAGUUAUGUGAAAACUUAGAUGCCAUUCAUUGUAUGACGUAUGACCUGCGCGGAAACUGGGCUGGUUUCGCGGAUGUUCACAGCCCUUUGUAUAAACGUCCACAUGAUCAGUGGGCAUACGAAAAGUUAAACGUGAACGAUGGAGUUCAACUUUGGGUCAAUUAUGGCUGUCCUCCGAGUAAACUCGUCAUAGGCGUUCCAUUCUAUGGAAGGACAUACACUCUCAGUGCAAGUACAACGAAUCCUACUCUGGGGUCUUACAUAAACAAAGAAGCUGGCGGAGGUGCUCCAGGACCUUACACUAAUGCAACUGGUUUUUUAGCGUAUUAUGAGAUUUGUACCGAAGUUCAAGAUGAAGAAAAGGGUUGGACAAAAAAAUGGGACGAAGUUGGCCUUUGUCCAUACACGUAUAAGGGUACACAGUUUGUUGGUUAUGAAGACGUCGAAUCGCUUCAGCACAAAAUGCGAUGGAUAAAAGAAAAAGGAUAUGCUGGUGCAAUGACUUGGGCAAUAGAUAUGGAUGAUUUUCAUGGGUUAUGUGGUCCUGAGAAUGCAUUGAUGAAAGUUCUGUAUGAAGGCAUGAAAGGAUAUAUUAUUCCCGAAUCUACCAUUUCUACAACACCAAGGCCGGAAUGGAAUCGCCCGCCGUCCACUCAACCAAGCACGGAAGAUGGUCUACUUUCAGCAACUCCAAGUAGUACGACGCCACGUCCCAUGAAAUCAACCACAAGGACUACGACAAAGCAAACGAAUACGCAACGAACAACGACUACACCUGUCCCGGUGACAGAUGAGACAAAUAAUAAACCAGAACCAGCUCCAGUUCCUGCACCACCAGACUAUGAGGAGCCAGCGGUGAUCGAAUGCUCAGAUAACCAAGAUUUCGUGCCAUCAGAUGACUGUACCAAAUACUAUCGAUGUGUUCAUGGACAAUCGGUAGAAUUCACUUGUAAGGAAGGUACUGUUUUCCACACAGAAUUAAAUGUUUGUGACUGGGUAGAAAACAGCAACCGUGCUGAAUGUAGAGGAGAAGCGAAAACUGUUCAUGAUAUUUUUUCCGACAACGCAAACGGAGAUAGUAACACACAAGACUAAUCGCCAGUAUUCGCCAGUAAUAGCGCUAAGAAACAUGAGUUGUACGUUUAAAAUUACGAAAUGCAAAAAAGAUCGCCAUGAGCAAACACAUAAAUAUGCCAAGAAGUUAAUUCCGUCAGAAUAAUCGAGAACGCCGAUUUAUAAGUAUACCAGCGAUUUUUCUACAUUUUUUGAUUGAGCGAAACUAUUUUGUUUGCAAGUAUCUAAAUCUUCUGAUUUUGAAGGCUCUGUGAUUAUUGAGGAUUGGUUCUUUGGCUCACACCAAGCUUAAA
Messenger RNA from Wyeomyia smithii (pitcher-plant mosquito), 2182 nucleotides. RefSeq names its product endochitinase-like. Gene Ontology annotation, cellular component: extracellular region. Lineage: Eukaryota; Metazoa; Arthropoda; Insecta; Diptera; Culicidae. Bases 183 to 1910 code for a protein of 575 amino acids. Gene Ontology annotation, biological process: chitin catabolic process; carbohydrate metabolic process. The record is from RefSeq and is a predicted model, not a curated record. Gene Ontology annotation, molecular function: chitinase activity; chitin binding. The transcript has 5 exons.